This is a messenger RNA of Ochlerotatus camptorhynchus, 1880 nucleotides long. RefSeq lists its product as uncharacterized. Bases 368 to 1336 code for a protein of 322 amino acids. Lineage: Eukaryota; Metazoa; Arthropoda; Insecta; Diptera; Culicidae. The transcript is spliced from 3 exons. The record is from RefSeq and is a predicted model, not a curated record.
AUCUGAUCGAGUUUGUGGGCUUCCCGAGAAAAAAAAGCAUCGAAUAGAGCUCUUCUUCACCUUCUUGGUAGGAGGCCAUCGAAAUCGAACUGAAAAUCAUUAUCGAACGUGUCUAUUUGUUUAGUGAUCAACAGAAAAGAAGCAAGAACCAAUUCUGUUUAAUUUUCUCUCGUUUCGGCUAAAGAUUUUAAAGUAAACAAGCGAUUGAGCAUUGUUAUUUGUUGUAUAAUUUUCAACCUAUAAACAAAAUCCAUAGCGUCCCUGCCAUUGUUGAAAGGAUUGAAUUUGAUCUCAAUACGCGAAGCAGCGCGAAACGGUUGUUAUUCCAUUGCUAAGUUGUGAUUUUAGUGGGAAAUCGAUUACUAAAAUGAUCACUAGAAGAAAGUCGGUGCAUGAUUCGCAGUUAGUGCAACAGCAAAAACAUCAGAAGGAGGAUAAUGCUAACCAGUCUCGAUCGGCAGUGCCGGAUGGCAGGAAAACUCCAGGACCAAGGACCUCACAGCCAAGAAAGAACGCCCGUAUCGCUCAUCGGAGAAUCUCGGAGGCAGCUCCAGGGAUGCUGCAGAAUGGUGCUCAGCAGGCUCAUGGGGUUCAGAACGGAUUGGACGCCGAUGAUAUACCCAAGUUCAAGGGGUACCGCAUAAUAGAAAUAGAUCACUUUCUUCAGUGGGCAGCAUAUUCUCAGUUUAUGCACUCGAAGCACUGUCCGGGAGGUUUACUGAAGCCCUACCAGGAGUACGUGAGCGGAUGCUAUUCCACGUUCGCCAUGAAGUGCAGCAAAUGUUCGGCUAUUAUAACGAGAUCAUCGGAAAACUACAUUCAUCAUAAUAAGCUGAUGAAUCGCCUGGUGAAGGGGACGAUUCAAAUGGGAAAAGAUUACGACGAAAUGAGCAAUUUUAUGGAAUCGCUGGAAAUUCCGUUUGUCACACGGGAAGAAUUCAAUACGAUAAAGUCGCAGAUGCAGCUGAACUCGUCGCUAGAGGACCAAUCAGCAUUGCAAAAAGCGGUGGAAGAACUGGAACGAGAUUCGGUUGCUUCGAAGAGAAAGCGCCAUGGCAGCUGCAAGUACCACUAUGAGGUGUUGAAAGUUUAUCUGAAUAAAAAGAUGCGCAAAAUUGAGGAAAAUCUACAGCUCUCUGUGAACGACUCCGUAGCUUUGGCAGUCAAUGCCCACCUGAAGAAUGUGGCGCACGUUCAAUUGGUCUCAGACAGUCCCAACAGUUCGAGUCCUAGUGGAAGUAAUGUUGCCAGUGCAACCAGCCAAAGCAAUCGAUUCGGUGCUGGAUUUUCCAAUGGACCACCCGCUUCCAAAGGCAAUACGUUCAAUAAUUACUAAAGAAGCCAUUAAUCUGCAAUGUACGAUCUGAUGUACAUAUCAUCAGCCGAAAGCAUGAAGUCGUGGAUAUUUCGAAUCAAAAAUAUUCGAAACUUUUAUAUCUGCGACAUUCAAGUGGAGCGAAUUCCACUUCGAUCUUUAUCAACAUAAUAGCAUCCGGUCUCGAUCGUUCUACUGCUUAGUUAUUAGAAGAAAAAACAAACAAAUGAUCUUUGAAGUGUCGUAAGCAAAUAACCAUACACCUUGCCACCCACCCGUUUCCGAGUAAUUUGAGAAAACGCAACACCGUAGUAGUAUUCGUCUAGUUCUGGUGAUAAUCAACUAUUCCAGCUAAUUUCUGUUUCACGAUUCCUCAGGAUAUGUUUUCCAAAAAAAAUGUGUAUAGGAUGUUAGUAAGCAAACUUGACUAGAUUUUAGAUUACGUGUCAUUGUAAGGUAUUAUAGUUGCACCGCAUUUAUUUUCCAUGCAUGUCUUCAGGUUUAUAUUUUUUUUUAUUUACGUUAGCUGUGAAUUAGGCAGAAUCAAUAAAAUUUAAAUUUACGA